This is a messenger RNA of Mizuhopecten yessoensis (Yesso scallop), 481 nucleotides long. RefSeq names its product NAD-dependent protein deacylase sirtuin-5, mitochondrial-like. The transcript has 3 exons. The record is from RefSeq and is a predicted model, not a curated record. The annotation marks the transcript as partial. Gene Ontology annotation, molecular function: NAD+ binding. Lineage: Eukaryota; Metazoa; Mollusca; Bivalvia; Pectinida; Pectinidae.
AUAUGGUCAACGUCAGAGGUUCAAUUCUGUCAUCAUAACUUUAUCAUAAACAACUUUCAAUCACCUGAAGUAUGAGAAUUAUAGGUUUUACAGUGCUAAUUCUCACAAUUUCCCAAAGUGCCCAGAAUGUUUAUUAAAUUGAAUAAGGUAAUUCUUUGUAAUUUAUUGCAGCAACUAGCUACACCUGAAGCAUUCCACAGAGAUCCGUCGCUGGUAUGGGAGUUUUAUCAUCACAGACGAGAGGUCAUGGUCACAAAGAAACCUAACCAGGCCCACAUUGCCAUAGCUGAAUGUGAGGAGAGGCUUGCGAAGCAGAAUCGUCGUGUGAUUGUCAUCACCCAGAAUAUUGAUGAGUUGCACCGCCAAGCAGGCACCAAAAACAUCCUCGAACUUCAUGGAAGUCUGUUCAAGGUGAGGUGUACGAAAUGUGAGGAGGUUACUGUCAACAGGGACAGUCCAAUCUGUGAGGCACUGGCAGGCA